UCCCCUUCUCCACUUUCUCGGAACCCACGCCGUCUCUUCCCCUCCGCAGUCCAGUGAAACUGCCCAAAUGUCGUCGUCCUCGGCGCCAGUGGCGAUGCCGUCGCCGUGGGAGCAUGUGGAGAGGAUCCGGCGUGAGCGCUACUUCAUCGGGCGCGGCGAGCAGAACCCAUUGGCUGAGGACAUGCACCAGGCCGUCAAGUACCUCUCGCAAGAGCUCUACUCCAAGGACGUCCACUUCCUCAUGGAGAUCGUGCAGAACGCCGAGGAUAAUGAAUACCCUUCUGGAGUAGCACCCUCUUUGGAAUUUGUAAUUACAUCAAAGGAUAUUACCGGAUCUGGUGCAUCCUCCACUUUGCUCAUCUUCAACAAUGAGAGGGGCUUCUCUUCAACCAAUAUAGAGUCCAUUUGUCGUGUCGGGAAGUCAACAAAGAAGGGAAACAGACAGCAGGGUUACAUUGGAGAGAAAGGUAUUGGAUUCAAGAGUGUGUUUUUGAUAUCGAGCCAGCCCCAUAUAUUUAGUAAUGGGUAUCAGAUCAAGUUCAACGAGAAACCUUGUGUUGAGUGUAAUAUUGGAUACAUUGUACCUGAGUGGGUGGAAUCCACACCUAGGCUUUCAGACAUCGAAGCGAUAUAUGGGUGUUCCAAAGUCCUUCCAACAACCACCAUUAUCCUACCAUUGAAGUGUGAGAAGGUUGAUGUGGUGAAGCAGCAGCUGUCAAGCAUGCAUCCGGAAAUGCUACUGUUUCUGUCAAAGAUCAGGAAGCUUUCUGUCCGGGAGGAUAACUGUGAUCCCAAGAGUGGCACUGUUAGUGAGAUCUUGAUAUCCAGUGAAAAGAACUACCAAGACAGGAAGAACAUGCAUGCUGAAUCUUACACACUCCAUUUAUCAGCUGAAGAGAGUGGAAAAGGAGAAGAGUGCGGCUACUAUAUGUGGAGGCAGAAGUUCCCAGUCAAGCCAGAGAACAGAGUGGACAAACGUGCCGAAAUCGACGAGUGGGUGAUAACCCUGGCCUUCCCACACAGCCAGCGUCUGUCCCGUGGGAAGCAGUUGUCACCUGGUGUCUAUGCUUUCCUCCCCACUGAGAUGGUAACGGACUUCCCUUUCAUCAUCCAGGCUGACUUCCUCCUUGCCUCGUCAAGGGAGGCGAUACUGUUCGAUAGUCCUUGGAACAAGGGAAUUCUAGCGUGUGUUCCAAGCGCUUUCAUGAAUGCUUUUGCAACACUUGUGAAGUCAACAGCUGAUGCACCAGCAAUGUCGCUGCCAUCUAUGUUCAACUUCCUGCCAGUCAAUCCUUCGCUUAUCCCAUUGCUUGAGCCGAUUAGGGCAGGCAUCAAAGAAAAGGUCCUUGCCGAGGAUAUAGUUCCAUGUGAGUCCUAUGCUUCACAGAAGAUAUUUUGCAAGCCCAGCAAAGUUGCGCGGCUCAAGCCAGCUUUCUGGACUAUCCUUGGCAAAGCACGGGAAUCCGGAGUGGAGCUGAAGAAUCUGUCAACUCAUGGAAUCUAUAUUCUUAGUUCUCAUUUUGACAAGAGUACAUACAACAACGUGCUUGCAUUUCUGGGUAUCCAAAGCGUGAAUUCUGAAUGGUAUGCGAAAUGCAUUGAAGGGUCCAAUCUUGUCAAGGAGGUACAUGAACAGCUUUACCUGGAAAUUUUGUAUUUUGUCGCAGACAAUUGGCAGAACUGUUUUUCUAGUACAGACAUGGUGUCCAUUCCUCUACUGAAGUAUGUUGACAGGAAUGGUGUUCUCUCAUUCUGGAGCAUAUCCAGAGCUACGGAACAGAGUGAUAGAUUGUGCAUUGCAUCUGAGAAGAAGUAUCUAAUGUGGCUAAUCAGCUGGAACAAGGAGUUUCCAUCUUGUAGCAGGUUCUUUGUACAUCCCAGCACACAGUCAGCUCUGGACAAUUUCUUGGAGCAGACAACAGUGAAAAUUUGGCUUGAGAGUCAUGCAAAAGUGGAGUUUGUCUCUGUCUACAGUUAUGGAUCAACUGUUGCUAAUUCCUUAGGCAAUGAUCGGAGGCCUGUCAUUUCUUUUGCACACUUUCUGUACCACUCAUUCAAGAUGGAUCACAUAGAGAGCUACUACUUAGAAAAACUGUGUCGAGUCAUGCCGGUAAUUGACAACUAUGGUUAUGUUGUCAAGACAAGAAGUAGCAUUCUAGUUCCUGCCAAGGGGAGCAAGUGGGUUGGAUUGAUGGGCACAAACCCAUGGAGGAAAGAGAACUACAUUGAAUUGUCAUCAGAUUACAAGUCAGCAGGCCAUUUUGCUGGGAACUACACAUCUGAAGAUCAGCUAUUGGCAUUCCUGAAGACACAAUUGCAAGCGGCGGAUGUGCCAUUCAUACACCCCCCUGAUGCAAGCUUCCCUACUGUCUCAUCACCUCUAACCGUGGACAAUGCAUUAUUACUGCUGGAAUGGAUACGGAAUCUGAAGUCACAAGGUAUACAAUUACCUGAUCAAUUCUUGGUUUGUAUAAAAGAGGGAAGUUGGCUAAUGACAUCGGUUGGGUACAAGCCACCAAACGAGUCAUUUCUGUCCAGUGCUGACUGGGGAAGUCUUUUGCAAAGUAGAUUUUCCUUCGUUGAUAUACCAAUGAUUGAUCAACAGUUCUAUCAAAACAAGCUGCAUAAGUACAAAGAGGAACUUAAGGCAAUUGGUGUGAGAUUUGAAUUUCAGGAGGCUUCUAUUUACAUCGGAAGCCGCCUCAUGUCUAUGGCUGCAAGCAGUGGGCUGACCAGAGAGAAUGUGUACUCACUGCUUCGGUUGAUUCGGUUUCUACGAGAGAAGGUUCUGUCUCCAAGUGAACUGAUCAAAAGCGUCAAAGGUGGACGUUGGAUGAAGAGCACUCUUGGCUACAGGCAUCCUGCGGAUUGUAUCAUCCAUGAUUCUGAUUGGGAAGUGGCAUCAUGUAUCAGUAAUCAACCAUUCCUUGAUGUGAAGUUCUACGGCGAGGGCAUCCUUGCCUAUAAACUAGAGCUUGAGUUGCUUGGUGUAAUUGUUGGGUUCAAAGACAAUUAUGAGCUUGUGAUUAACAAUUUCAAGUUCAGUUCCGCUGCUAUUACUGCUGAAGCUACUGUAUUAAUCCUCAAAUGCAUCCGUUAUGUGAAUCCAUGUGAAGAUUUCACAAGGAAGCUCGGAUAUUUAAAAUGGCUGAAGACAAAUGUGGGUUUUCGUGCUCCUAAUGAGUCUUUUCUUGUGGAUCCUGAAUUGGAGUGCCUUCUGAAGGUCUUCAAUGGAACUCCCGUAAUUGAUUCUGGAUUUUAUGGGAGUGAGAUCAGUUCAUACAAAGAAGAGUUGAGGAAGACUGGGUUGAUCACAAGAUUCGAGGAGGCAUCGAAGGCUAUAACUCAUAUUUUUGAGCAAAUGGUAUUGAAUUCGUCACUGACAAAGGCAAGUGUCCUGGCCCUACUAGGAUCUUAUCGGCAGCUGAAAACACACAGCCCACUUCCUGUUCAGCUUUUCAACUGCAUGCGCUGCCAGAAGUGGCUGCACACUUCAUUGGGAUUCAGAUCUCCGUCAGAUGCGAUCCUAUUUGAUGACGCAUGGCAACCUUUGUCUCAAAUAGCAAUCUUACCGUUCAUAGAUGAUGGUGACUCUUUUCAUGGUUUAGGAAAGGAGAUUUAUGAUUAUAAAGAUGAGCUCAGGGAGUUGGGUGUUACUGUUGAAGCGAAACUUGGUGCUAGAUUCGUCAUCGCAGGCCUCAGCAUUCCCAGUGAUCCUUCUGUCAUGUCCAAAGCUACCGUCUUGUCGCUGCUUGAGUGUGUCAAGAGCUACUUUGAUUCUGCAACUGCAGCUCCUAAGGGCUUUAAGGACAAGAUUUGUAAGAAGUGGUUGAAGACAUCCAUGGGAUACCAAUGUCCUGAUGAAUGUAUCCUAUUUGAUGCAAAGCACUCUUCUAUCUGCAUGGAAGAUGGCCCUUUCAUUGAUGAAGCAUUCUAUGGUCCAGAGAUAUCCUCAUUCAAAGAUGCCCUUGCGAGAAUCGGAGUGACGGUGGAUGUCAAAUGUGGACAAGAUCUUGUUGCUCGGUAUCUGAGGAGCCACAAUGAAAGAACUACUAUCUCCCGGAUCUACAAUUACCUGAUGGAGUGCAACUGGGAGCCUGAAAAUAAAAAUAGCAAUUGGAUCUGGAUACCAAAUGAAACGAAAAGUGGAGAAUGGGUGAGCUCACCAAGCUGUGUUCUUCAUGAUCGGAACAAUCUUUUUAGCCUGCAGCUGCAUGUUCUGGACAAAUACUAUGACAGGAAGUUGCUUGACUUCUUUUCACUUGUUUUUUGUGUGAGGCAUGGCCCUAGUGCUAAAGACUAUUGCAAACUGUGGAGCACAUGGGAGAGCUCGGUUGGCGAGCUAGCUAUGUCUGAUUGCUCUGCUUUCUGGCAGUUCAUUGCAACGAACUGGAGCAAAACAACAGAGAAACUUCUUUCUAGUUGUGUCAAGGUUCCAGUGUGUACAGAUGGAACGAUCAUUUUGUCGAAGAAGGAGGAUGUGUUCAUUCCAGAUGAUCUACUCCUUACAGAUUUGUUCAACAAGCUUUCUCAGCAAUCAUUACUUAUCUGGUAUCCUUCUUCUAGGCUACCUUCCAUGUCUCGAGCAAGGAUGAACAACAUCUAUGGUAGUAUUGGUGUUAAGACAAUAUCCAAAGCAGUCCAGAAGAAUGAUUCUUUCACGUUAGAGAAUGUUUUCAGAACAGUUGAUCCGAGUACGGUAAUCAAGGAUGGUUUGCUCCAAAUAAUUCUCGCGUUCCUCGCUGCUCCUGCUCUCGACAUUCCUGCUGAAGAGAGGCACAGAAUGGUUUCUUGCCUUCUGAAUGUGACUGUCCACGAGACAGAUGAACCAAUCACAGUGGGUUAUAGUGUAAGUUUGUCUUCUGGAAGGGAUGUGGCUGUGAAGGCCAGCCGAAUGCUUCGGUGGGAGAAGGGGGAUUCAAAGCUGUACAUGCAAAGAAACAAUGGUGAAGCUGGUUACAAAGAAAAGAUUGAGUUCGCGACCUACUUCGCAGAUGAGAUAUCUCAAGGACUGUUGUUUGAGAUGUCGGAUCAGAUCCGUUCGCAUGCUGAACUCAUAAAAGUUGGAAGCUUACUUGACUUCCAGGAUGCAGCUGUUGGGUUCUUGCUGAAGUCCAAGAAUCUGCAGCUGUUCCCUGAAGAUGAGUGCUUCCUGAACGCUUCAAUACAAGGGCCUCACUUGGCAGCGAAAGCCAUUAGUGAUCUGCAGAUUUAGCUCUUUUGAACAUGUUCAUGGUUGCUGAUGGCCUAUAUAUAUAUAACAGGUGUUGUGCCUGGAGGCUCAUGAAUGUGACUGCUUUGAUGUCUUCGGAUACAUAUGGCUGGUCGUAAUGAUAUACUGUUACUAUUUCUCUUGUUUAAUUGUGGAUUUCUGCGUCCUGGAACAGAACUUGUCUGUUGUUUCGGUGCAUAUGUUUAUCUAUGUGCGAAAUGACGCUAGUACUUGAGUCUAAUAUUAGUAAUAUUAUUGUCAGUACCUUAUGUAUGCCCUGUUGAUUUCUGAUCCUAUUAUGUGAGUUUGGUAUUUAUUUGAGAUGAACGAUACAGAAUGUCUAUCGGGCUGUUGUUUUAAGCCUGUA
Molecule: messenger RNA, 5579 nt
Organism: Phragmites australis (common reed)
Lineage: Eukaryota; Viridiplantae; Streptophyta; Magnoliopsida; Poales; Poaceae
Exons: 6
Coding region: 68-5215 (1715 amino acids)
Source: RefSeq, a predicted model, not a curated record